This is a messenger RNA of Fusarium musae, 297 nucleotides long. RefSeq lists its product as uncharacterized. Gene Ontology annotation, cellular component: cytosol; mitochondrion. The transcript has 2 exons. Gene Ontology annotation, molecular function: deaminase activity. The coding region runs from base 1 to 297 and encodes 98 amino acids. Lineage: Eukaryota; Fungi; Ascomycota; Sordariomycetes; Hypocreales; Nectriaceae. The record is from RefSeq and is a predicted model, not a curated record.
AUGAUCUUCCUGUCAGGCCAGAUCCCCGCCGACUCACAGGCUAGGCUUAUAGAAGGAACAAUUGCUGAGAAGACGCAUAAGAUGUGUCAGAACGCAAAGGCUGUUCUAGAGGAAGCAGGUUCCAGUCUCGAUAAGGCUGUUCGGAUAACGGUUUACUUUCAGAAUAUGGAUGACAUGAAGGACAUGAACGAGAUAUAUGCCGAGUAUUUUCCACACAGGCCUGCUAGAAGUGCAUGCGAGUCCCCGAGACUUCCUGCUGGUGCAAGCAUGGAGAUGGAUAUCAUUGCGUUGCAAUAG